Molecule: messenger RNA, 3700 nt
Organism: Lactuca sativa (garden lettuce)
Lineage: Eukaryota; Viridiplantae; Streptophyta; Magnoliopsida; Asterales; Asteraceae
Product: dentin sialophosphoprotein-like protein
Source: RefSeq, a predicted model, not a curated record
GGUAAAACUGAAAAUUAAAUUGAAGAAUUCCCAAAUUCCUUCGCAUCUUUUCCUUGUGACGGUAUCCAGGUUUGCAACUCCGCAAUUCCCACCGUAACCACGCCCAGAUUUUGAUUACUUCGCCGCAAAACUUGGCGUCCGAUAAUGUAUGGUGCCUCCGGUAAGCUCGGCCGUGGCCGAGGCGGUGGUCCUCCCAAGCGGAAUAUCCACUCCACCUUCCAACCGUCUUCUGUUCAACGACCAUCCGCUGCCCCUGGCGGUGGACGUCUCUCCGCCGGUGGUGGUCACCGUAACCGUAAUAAUACCCCUGCCGCCCCCGCCGCAGUCUCUACGGUUGACGAAACCUUCAGUUUAGUUCGUAACAACCCUCUCAACUUUGGUAUGAUUAUCAAGCUCUCACCUGUCCUUGUCGAAGAAAUCAAGCGCCUCGAAGCCCAGGGCCAUGCCGCCAGGAUCAAAUUUGAUUCAAGUGCUAAUAAUCCUGUUGGAAAUGUGAUCGAUGUAGGGGGCAAGGAGUUCAGAUUCACAUGGGCCCAAGAAACUGGAGACCUAUGUGACAUAUAUGAAGAACGCCGAAGUGGUGAUAAUGGAGAUGGAUUGCUUGUUGAAUCUGGAGGUGCUUGGAGAAAGUUGAAUGUGCAACGUGAAUUAGAUGAGUCAUUAAGCAACCAUGUUAAAAUGCGCACAGUGGAAGCAGAUCGCAAACACAAAUCACGAAAAGCCAUUAUUUUAGACCAUGGAAACCCAUCUAUGAAGAAGGCGUUAGCUGCAGCUGAAGUGAAUAAUUCAUGGAGAGGAUCAUUCAAUAAAAAGAAAGAACCCCCUUUCAAAAAGAUGAAAGGCGAACCUUCUUCAGCAGUAAUCCCUCCAAAAUCUGGUGGAAAACCUGGAUUAUCCUCCUCAACUCCUUCCAAAAUCAGGGCUUCUGCUUCACCAAUACUAUCUACCCCUGAACAAUCUGGUGUUCCAUUGUCCCCACUUAUAAAUAGGAAUAUUACCAAAGUGCCCUUAAACAGAGAAGAUGCUACUUUGACUCAAUCUAGUAAACCAAAUGCUAGCACCUCUGAGAAAGAAAUAGUCAACAGAGUUCCCACUGGAAUUUUACAUAAUAAACAAGGGAGCAAUGAAAGAUUUGGAAACAAACCUUCUGACCUUCAAAGUCUGCUUAUUUCUCUUUUAAUGGAAAAGCCACAGGGAUUGAACUUCAAGGCUUUGGAGAAAGCUGUUGGAGAAACAAUUCCAAAAUCCGUGAAACAAAUUGAGCCCAUCUUGAAAAAAAUUGCUGUUUUCCAACCUACAGGAAGAUAUAUUUUGAAACCAGAUUUUGAGUUAGAAAGUUCCAGGAAAUCAUUAUCUGAAAGUGGAAGUUCUCCAGAGAACAACAAUCACCACAGAGAAACAAUGGGUCCUGAAUUAACCCUAAAACCUGACAACAUGAAGGAAUUUGAAGAUCCAUCUCACUUAAUUCCCGAAUCUUAUGAAGACUUAAACACUUCAGACAAAAUCGACAUUGAGCAUCGUUCUCCAGAUGUAUUAUUACAUGAGAAAAAAGUCUCAGAUAACAGUGAAGGCCCUGCAGCCACCUCUAGCUUAAGUGGAAGUGACAGUGACAGUGAAAGUGACAGCAGUGACAGUGGAAGUGACAGUGGGACCCCCAAAAGCCGUGUAGGCAGUGGAAGUGACAGCAGUGACAGUGAAAGUGAUGACGCCUCUUCAAACAGUAAACAAGGCUCUGAUGAAGAUGUUGAUAUCAUGAGUGAUGAUGAUAAAGAACCUAAACAACAAUUCACACCACUUCCACCUCCAGUUCCACUUCAUAAUGAUCAUGUCUCUGAUUUACUUUUUGGUAAAGAUUUGUUUGAAGAUAACCAUGAACACGAUAACGAUAACGAUAACGAUAAAGAUGGAGAUAAUUACGAAAACGCCACUAGAAACACCUUCAUUGAUCAUCAAGAGAGUGAACUCCUCAAGAACAAACGGGGAUCUGACGAGAAACAUUUUGAUGAAAACGAAAAUUCAAAAAGAUUAAAAACCGGGAACUGGGGUAGAACGGUAAUUUCAAGAGGGGGACACUCUUUCUCUGAGAGCCCUCCUAGUGAAGGACCUUACAAGGGUACUGCUGCUACUACCAAUCAAAUGAAUAGAACUGUUCGUGAUGUGUCUGAUUACGACUUUGAUAAACUCGGGAAUCGUGAAUUUCCGGGAAAUUCCACUUCGGAUUCCCCAAGAUCGAUCGAUCUUAAUAUGGGUGUAAAAGGUUUUGGGACAGAUAGACAUGGUGAGGGGUUAGAUGGUCAUUUCAAGGAUAAAAAACCUCCAAAGAAUUCAAGGUUAGGUGGCGAUGGAAUCAAACAUUCCGGGUCUCGUGAAAAGAAACAACACGGUGGAUCAAUUGGGAAGAAUAAGGAUUCCGGACUAGUAAUUAAGGAUUCCCUCAUGGACUUAAAAAAAUCGCCUGUUGUAAAUGGAUGUGGGCCCGGGCCCACACUCAGAAGAGAGCUUUCGGAUUUAGAAAUGGGUGAGCUUCGUGAGAAUUUACAAGAAGAACCCUCGGGGGGUAAUAAAAAGAGGGUCGAGAGAAAUAAUUCGUUCAAACAAGCUGAAAAAAGUUCGGAUUACUGGAAUCUUGAUUCAAGUAAAGGAAAGAUCUCUGGAAUUGGAAGAACAAGUCUGGAAUCUGUAAAACCUGUUGUUGAUGAUCAUCUUGAUGACUUCACAAAGGUUAAUGGAAAGCCCAUGCAUGUGAAGCCUGGUUCACAACAUAAUAAUAACAGUAAAGGUAGAGAGGUAGUGGCAGGGGCAAUAUUGGGAAUCGGGUCAGAAGGGUAUACGGACAGUCAAAGAAAAGCACCACCACAUAAGCAUGAGAAACAAGUGGGACCCGUUGCAAAUAAGAAGCAAAAAAGUAACAACGAUUUAGGUGAAAAAAGAAAGGAUUUGUGGGAUAGUGGUCAAAAAAGGAGAGAGAUGGAGUCUUGUUCAGAUGAUAGCAUUACUUCAUAUACAAAAUACGAGAAAGAAGAGCCAGAAAUGAAAGGACCAAUAAGAGAUCUUUCACAGUACAAUGAGUAUGUGCAGGAGUAUCGGGAGAAGUAUGAUUGUUACCAAACGUUGAAUAAGAUUUUAGAGUCUUACAGGAAUGAGUUUCAAAACUUUGGAAGGGACCUUGAGGUCGCUAAAGAAAGGGACAAUGAUAGAUAUAACAAAAUAUUGGAUCAGUUAAUGGAAUCUUAUCGUCAGUGUGGAACGAAACAUAAACGACUGAAGAAGAUAUUUGUUGUUCUUCACCAUGAACUCCAGCAUUUGAAGGAGAUGAUUAGAGAAUUUGCUGAGAAACAAACAAAAGGAGGAUGAGGUUUAAAGUUUUGGAUUAGUUAUGGCGGAUUUGGUAUAUAAACACUGUACAUUUUACUUGUUUUACAUUUUUACUUUUUACUGUUUUUUUGGGUUUAUUUCAUUAGAAUGGUUUUGUUUUUGGUUUGGGUGUAAUAUUUGUAGUGCACAGUGUCAGUAUAGUACACGUAUGGUAGAUUUAAGGUUUACAUUUUACAUUUUGGCAUCUAGUUUGAUGCCAAAUUUGAUUUGAAUUUUUUGAUCCAAAACUGGAUCAAGAGUUUUUUUUUCCUCUUUAUGUACAAAGUAAACCUCGUUGGUUGGUUGGUUGGUUGGAGUCUUAUUGUUGCCUUUUAGGUGUUCUUGA